Messenger RNA from Cucurbita moschata (crookneck pumpkin), 198 nucleotides. RefSeq names its product late embryogenesis abundant protein 2-like. The record is from RefSeq and is a predicted model, not a curated record. NCBI's taxonomy places the organism in Eukaryota, Viridiplantae, Streptophyta, Magnoliopsida, Cucurbitales, Cucurbitaceae.
UAUCAAUAAAGAAUUGAAAUGGCGGAUAACUCGAGUCAGAUGAGCUACCGUGUCGGAGAGGCCAAGGGUCAAACUCAGGAGAAAGUGAGCAAUAUGAACGACACGGUAGCUAAAGAGUCGGUACAAGAGACAGGCCAACAAAUGAAGGCUAAGGCACAAGGAGCUGCAGAUGCUGUUAAGGAUGCCGUGAACAAAUGA